GGCGGCGCUCCGGGUCAUGCUCAGGCAUGUCGGGCCGGGCCGGGCCGGCGCGGGAGCUAAGCCCUGACUUGCCUCCUGCUGGCAGCGCUAUAUAAGGCCCGGCCCAGCCCGACUCGGCCCAGACAGCGCCGCUGGAGCCCGGCGCGUGGGCUGUACGGGACACCGAGGCAAAUGUGCAAUACCAAGAUGUCCUCCCUUACGGAUGCCUCCCCUGUCACCGGCUCGGAGCAAGAGGCGCUGGUUAAACCAAAGCCACUAUUGUUGAAGUUGUUAAAGUUAGCUGGUGCAGAAAAGGACACUUUUACUAUGAAGGAGGUAAUAUUCUAUCUUGGACAAUAUAUUAUGUCUAAACAAUUAUAUGAUGAAAAACAGCAGCAUAUUGUACACUGUGCAAAUGAUCUCCUGGGGGAUUUAUUUGGAGUAACAAGCUUUUCAGUAAAAGAACACAGGAGACUAUAUUCGAUGAUUUCCAGAAAUCUGAUAGCAAUCAAUCAACAAGACUCUACACUUGGUGGCACACCUGAGGAUGAUGCCAGAUCUCAGCUCGAAGAAGAAAAUGUUCUUAAGGAGUCUAUGCAAGAGUUAGAAGAGAAGCAGACUUCAUCAAACGUGACUUCUCGACCAACUACAUCUUCUAGGAGGAGGACACACAGUGAAUCUGAAGAAAAUUCUUCGGAUGAUCUGCAUAGUGACAGAAGAAAGCGACACAAGUCAGACAGCAUUUCGUUGACGUUUGAUGAAAGUCUCUCAUGGUGUGUAGUCAGUGGUCUGUGCCGGGAAAGAAGCAAUAGCAGUGAUUCAACAGAUUCUCUUUCCAUUCCCGAUCUUGACGCUAGUUCAUUAAGCGAAAAUUCUGAUUGGUUUGACCACAGUUCUGUUUCAGACCAGUUCAGUGUAGAGUUUGAAGUUGAGUCUAUUUAUUCAGAAGAUUACAGCCAUAAUGAAGAAGGGCAGGAGCUCACAGAUGAAGAUGAUGAGGUUUAUCAGCUUACUAUUUACCAGGAUGAAGAUAGUGAUGGCGAUUCAUUUGAUGAAGAUCCAGAGAUUUCUGUAGCUGAUUACUGGAAGUGUCCUGAAUGUAGCGAAAUGAAUCCUCCGCUUCCACGACAUUGCCACAGAUGCUGGGCCCUACGUGAGGAUUGGCUUCCAGAUGAAAAGAGUGAGAAAUUGGAAAAGAGCAAAUCAGAAGGUCCCUUCCCUGCAGAGUCUGAAGAAGGUUUUGAUGUUCCUGACUGCAAGAAAACAAAAAUGACUGAAGAUAAAGAACCAACUCUGAAUGAGAAUGAGGAGAAAGCAGUACAAAUUUCCGAGUCCCAGGAAAGUGAAGAUUAUUCCCAGCCGUCAACAUCAAGCAGCAUGUUUUGUAGCAGUCAGGAGGACUAUAAGGAACCUGAGAAGAGAGAAAUGCAAGACAAAGAGGAAAGCAUGGAAUCCAGUCUGCCUGUUACCAGCAUAGAGCCCUGUGUCAUAUGUCAGAGCAGACCUAAAAAUGGCUGCAUAGUACACGGCAAGACGGGACACCUCAUGUCAUGUUUUACGUGUGCAAAAAAGCUUAAGAAGAGGAACAAACCCUGCCCGGUGUGCAGGCAGCCCAUACAAAUGAUUGUACUAACUUAUUUUAGUUAGUUGGAUGUUGACUGGAAAGCUGCGAGAGAAACUAUUUUUGUAUGCUUAUUGGAAAAGUAGUAUUUUGGAUCUCUUUACGUUCGGUAUGAAAAAUAAUUGUUGGCAUAAAUGCACUGGAGUUGUUCAGAGGUUCGCACAAUAGUCAUAAAUCAACUUGGAGAUUUUGAAUCCUUGUCUGUAGAAAUAACCAAGUCCUGUAAAUCACCUGCCUCUCCAAGUGUUUAAUGUUCCAUGCAAGUUAGUGACAUUUCUUUUACUGGAUUAAAUACACACAUUAAAAAAUCCCAGUUCAGUGACUGUGAGAGGAGACACAUGUCGAAGCAGUCACUCAUGCAAGUUCCUCAUCUUGAGAAGGUAGAAGAUUCUUCAGGUUGCAGUAUUUGUUGCCUAGUGAAGACACCAGGCUCAAUCAGACCACGCUGAAUAAGUCAAUAAAAUAAAUAGUUUUGUCUUAAAUUCCUCCAAGUAGCCAAAUUAUGGGGGAGAUCUUAACAGGAAGUAGAGAAAAAUGUGAUAGAAAAUAAUUUAAGGCUUUGGAAAAAGAGAAGGGUAUUGUAUGUCUUUUGCAAUGCACGCUAUAAAAAUAAACAUCAGUAACAUGGGGACUGUACUUAAAAAGCUUAAUCUGUAAAAACCUUUGUCCAUUACACUGUCUCCCAUGUCUUUGGUUUUUCAGCAUGAUCCCUUCUCUGCAGUCACUACCAUGGCUGUGUAACUGCCAUGCAGGGGGAGCAGCUGCCCUUACCCAGUUCCUACUGGGGCAAAUUGUACCAUCCCACUCUUGUUAUUCUGUUCCAGUCAAUCCCCUUUAAUGAUCUCCAUACUUUAAAAAAAAAAAAAAAAUAAUUCAUCUCUCAGAAAGGCAUGUAUGGCCAGAGUGGUGAUUUUUGCUGUUCACAGUUGCUCACCUUUAGGUUUAUUCUUCAGAAGCAAUUUGCCUGUAACACUGUUUUGGCAAAAGAUAGUCUGAGAGCAUACAGCAUAAUUUCUUUUAUGCUUUAAAAUUUUACUUUCCUCAUGUAUCUUGUUGUGGAGAAUAGCCCAGGAAAUACCCUCCAAUCCACACAAUGGUGAGGAAAUGGGGAUUUUUGGUUUCUGCAUCCGCAAAUCACUCUGUCAAAUCUUUUUGCCUCGAGUCAGAUUUUCUGGCUUAAUAUUAUGCCUAAUGGGCUCUAGUACAACUAGAGUUUGCUUGGUUUGGGUGCAUGCCUUAGGAAUCGGGGAGUGAUGAGUAUUGGUGUCCGUUCUGGUUCCUGUUGGGGACACGGCAGCCAAGCGCGUGCCUGGGGCCCAGGGGUGUGUAGGUGACACACAGACCCCAGUGCUGUGGCCCUGACCCCACGCUGGAGCCCUUGGCUCUGCCUCCAGAGGGCAUGAGCUGUGACCACCCUGUUCAUUCUGGCCUGUAAGCACAUUGCUGGCCUUGGGCAGAGGCACAGAAGUCAGUAAAAUUUUGGUACAAAAGUUGACAGUUGUUGUUACUUUGAUGUUUGAGAUCCUUAUUUAAUAUCGCACACGUUUUAAUCUUUAAUUUAUUGCCAUUUGUAAAUAUUCUUGUGCUCACAGUUAAUGUUUUGAGUUUUAAUUUAUUGAAUUAGUCUACUGGUAUAUGCGUAGUCAUAUAAAUAUGCUUACUUAAGUAAAUCUCAAGAAAAAUAUUUAAGAAAUGUAGCAUUAAAAUACAGAGAAAUAUUCGGAUUUUAUUUAGAUUAAGAAGGCCACAGAAAGAUUUAUGGCUUUGCUUUCUUUUUUUUCUUCCCUUAAAACAACUUCUGUGUUGCACUCGAACAUUUAUUAGAGAUGGAGCUGGUGCAACAUGAGCACAGUGAGAAUAUUUUGAUGGAGUUUGUUUUCAGUAAUUUUCAGUAAUUGUCUUAGUCUCUUCCUUCUUACCCAUCAGAUAGACAAUAGUAAUAUAUAAAUGGUGCGAGAACUCUCAUUUUUUCUUUUUUAUAAAGUAUGAUAAACCUACUUAUUGUUUAAAUACAGCUCUUUAACUAUGUACCUAUUUGUUAGUAUUGAAAUUCAACUCUUGACCCAAGGAAGUGAAGUGCAAAGUGAGGUACUUGAGGCUGAAACCGAAGUAGCUGGGUGGGUGGUUGUAUUGAACAUUCACACUGCAAGGUGAUGCUUUUUACUGAGCAGCACCCCUUGAGUUGUGUCUGUGUUCCUAAGGAGCACGUGGGCAGAAAUGUGUGCCACGAGUGCUGUGCUGCACUGCGCCCAUCAGCAGGUUGAUUCCGAAAGGGUAAAAGCGUUUCAAAAUGUUAAUUGGUGAAAAGCGUUACAUCUGUUCUGAAAGUGUGGUACGAUUUUUAUCACUGAGUUCUGUUUGCUGUAAAUUUGUUCCAAUGUCGCUGUCUCCGUACUGUCUGUGUGGGUAUGAAGCCACAUGCAAGAUUUCAGGCAGACUUUUUCCCUUUAUUGACUAAGUUGAGGGGAAGAUAAUUCCUCGUUCUUACAGAAAGCGUCAAGGAUAAUUGUUUCAGAAAAUUGUCUUAUAAAAGAGAGAUUAGAAAAUUAUUAGAAGCAUGAUGAAACUGAAUAAAACAAAUCAAUAAUUAGGAUGAAUACAGCGAUGAAGACCUUUUCUUUGCCAUCUUAAUGUACAGCUGCUCUUGUGUUAAGGUGUAACUUUAGAGUUUAUAAUUUUAAAGCAGGUAAUUUAUCGAGAAUGUUAACUUGCCACACAUAUCGUGGGGCAGCAGUUAUCCCUUACCCUACAGUGCUUUGUUGUGCAACACUUGGCCUGAAAAGGGGCAUUUGCUGUUGAGGUGUUUCCCUGUGUGAUGGAGCAUUGGACAUGUGCAUGGACUCGUGGACAGGCAGAGCUCAUCCCUGUGCUGAGCUCUGUCAGCUGCUCUCAUGGCCGUUCUCAGGGCCAGCAAGUGGGUGCAGCGUGGAGGGGCUGCAGGGUCACUUCUGUACUUGCUGAAGCCCAUUCCGUAGUGUAGUUACACUUGUGCUCUCCUGCACACCCUGCGCCACCUCACACAGGGACUGCUUUGCUGGAGUAUCAGCCCUCUGGCUGGCAGGGUCUGCCUCUUCUGGGGGAUUACCUGCCCGGCUAAGGGGGCUUUUCUGGCACUCCAUACCUGAGUUAAAGGUUUAUCUUGAGUUGUUGUUUAAAGGUUGCACAAGCAAAACAAAACCUAGGCUUAAGGUGUCUUUUAGCAAUGUUAAAAUUGCACUUAGUGAAUGUGAAAACUUGUUGCUUUUAACUAUAGUGUGUCCCUUUUUUUUUUUAUAUUAUUUUUAGCACAGGUGCACUGAAAGCUUCAAGUGAAUGCCUCUCUAGUGUAUCUGUAUCUAUAUUCUACAUGUAAAAUUGGUCAUACUUAAAAGGUGUUGUCUCACCUUUUGAGUAAAUAUUGCUUUAGCUUAACAGCCUGAUUUUAAAGGACACUUCUUGGUUGUGAGCCAAAUUAUUGGCUAUCUACAUGAUGAUUACUUAACACCUAAAAUACCAAUAGCUUUUCUAAAAUCAAAAUCUUUGUUGUCUGACUACACAUAGCUGGAAUUACUGUUAAACAGAGUAGUUCAUAGUGAAUUGAAAUAACUAUGCAAUAUUGCCACUAUUCCUAGAUGAAGAUGCUUUCAAGAGCUUGUAAUGAUGUGUACCUUCUGGCUACCCAGUACAAUCACAAUCAGUAACCACUGAAAUACAAGUAUCCACUCCACUUGCACAGUGCAUAGAUCCCUUUAUGAGAACUUUCAUGCAUGUUGCAUUUAUCUUUUGGUUUUCAGUUGUUCUUUUUCUAGGGAAACUGAGUACUGUGUUCCAUUUAAAAGCUUUAAAUAAAGAUUUCUUUAUAUACUC
This is a messenger RNA of Myiozetetes cayanensis, 5446 nucleotides long. It is a transcript of the gene MDM2, whose product is annotated as MDM2 proto-oncogene. NCBI's taxonomy places the organism in Eukaryota, Metazoa, Chordata, Aves, Passeriformes, Tyrannidae. Gene Ontology annotation, molecular function: ubiquitin protein ligase activity; identical protein binding. The record is from RefSeq and is a predicted model, not a curated record. The transcript is spliced from 11 exons. The coding region runs from base 172 to 1626 and encodes 484 amino acids. Gene Ontology annotation, biological process: negative regulation of apoptotic process; regulation of cell cycle. Gene Ontology annotation, cellular component: nucleus.